AUGGCCUCCGAAGACGACGACGCCCGCGAUGCCGAGCUCGCCCGCCUCUCCGGCUCGGAGCUCAUGGCCCACCUCCGCACCACCUGCCGCAGGACUGACUACGACGCGGCCGCGCGCGUGCUCGACGCGCGCGACCGCAGGCUCGCCCUGGCCAAUGCCGUGCUCGACGAGGUCCGGCCCGCCCUCGCGGCCGCGCUCGCCGAGGUCAACGCCCUGCGGGAGGAGUACGUCGCGCUCAAGGGCGCGCUCCACGGGACCAGGAUCAAGGCGGCGGCGCGCUCGGCCGAAGCCAGCGCGAUAGUGGCCCCUGCUCCGGCGCCGCGGGGCGAGCCGCGCGCCGAGGGGGCGGGGGAGAAAGGCGGGAACUUUAUCGACCUCUGCAGCAGCGACGACGAGGAAGAGGAAUGGGAGGAGGGCGAGUUCCGUCCGCAUGUUGCGGUGGUUUCUUGCAAGAGGAAGGCGUCCGCGUCGGCGUGCUCGUCCGACGAGGACGAGGAUGAUAAAAUCCCGCUGAGCCAGCUUUGGAAGAAGCGGUGGGGAGCUGAACCUGGGGCUGAUGGGGAACCCAAGAAUGGAAAUGGAGAUGCGCAGGCGAAUUCCGUCCGACCUUUGGGGGAUGAUCUGCCAGAAAUUUCUCCUGUGAUCAGGGAGGGCGCCGAGGCAAGGGCUGGGCAAAGAGCUGGUGCGUCCGAGGACCCAAAGGUGGCAACUUUCGUGCAGGGGAGGGGAGAUGGCAAAUCGGGGAAGGAUGGAGGAAUGUCCAGGGCAAUGCUGAGUCCCCGGCCCACGGGUUCCGCUGUUGGGAACAGCUCACAGAAGAAUUCCUCUAAGGCGAAUUCAGUUGGACCUUUGGGGAAUGAUCUGCCGGAAACUCCUCCUGUGAUCAUGGAGCGCCCCAAAGGAAGAGUUGGUGGGUCUGAGGAGCCAAAGGUGGCCGCUUUCGUGCAGGGCAGGGGAAAUGGCAAAUCAGCGGAGAAUGGAGGUGUGUCCAGGGCAGGAUUCGCUGUCAGGACCGGCUCACAGAAGGAUUUCUCCAAGGUUGAUGAUGGUGGGGUGAGAAUCGCUGAGAAGGAAGGUUCUUUUGCUGGUCCAGUUGAGGAUACGCCCUCUCAGGUGAGAACUCCAACCCUUACAGCGAGGAAAAUUGUGGAAUCAGCCCGAGCCGGUACUGAAACGCCCAAUGAACACACUCGCUCUGAGCCAGAUGGAUUUUACAGCAUGGUUUUGAGGGCUAUCAGAGAGCAAGAGAAAACAAAUGGCCAAGUGUACAAUAAAAAGGUGUUUUCAGGAGCUAAUGGAAUCGGGGACCAAGAUGGUAAACUCAGUUCAUGUGAGCGUAGAGAGGUUAGUGAUGGAGGCAGUCUCAGGGCUUCAGAUAAGAUGGUGUCGGCUGCCUUGCCAAACAACCAGCUCUCGCUGCACUCAGGGCAAACGUCGGUAGAGGGUCCAUUGCCUUCAGCAAUUACAAGGCACUGGAAGUGUGAUUCAGAUGUGUUUACCUCAUGCCUAGAAAAUAAGGAGAUCUGUAUGCAAGCUGCCUGUGCUCUUUACCGCCAAAGGAAGCUAACAAUUCAGCCAACUGAAGGAGGACGAAGUGGAAGAACUGGACUCAACAAAGGUGAUGCAGACAGGGCGGCUGAGUUGGUAGAAUUUCUUUUGGAUGGCAAACUUCAGGGGCCGCUGAAGAGACCUGAGGAACUAGUGAAGCAUGAUUCUGCGGCGCUUAAUUUACUUGAGAGAGUAGUAUUACAAUGCUCUGAGCAGUUGUUCGAUAUUUACAGGAACAAAAAGGACCCAUUCUUCCGUUGAAAGCAACAAAACAAUAUCUGUUAAGGUUUGGAUAUCUGUAAUUAUCAAGC
This is a messenger RNA of Phragmites australis (common reed), 1859 nucleotides long. RefSeq lists its product as uncharacterized. The record is from RefSeq and is a predicted model, not a curated record. Lineage: Eukaryota; Viridiplantae; Streptophyta; Magnoliopsida; Poales; Poaceae. The transcript is spliced from 2 exons. The coding region runs from base 1 to 1809 and encodes 602 amino acids.